AAGCCCUUCCGCCUCCGAGGCAAGGAACUUCCUCUUUGGACACAGAGCAGCAGGAUCCAGGCCCCCGGUCCCACAGCAGCGGCCUGGCUUCGGCCUUCUAGGACACCAGGUUCCCAGGAGGCAGCUGGGACAGAGCCAUGAUGAAGACCCCAUGGAGCAGCAUCACAAUGCUGCUGUCAGUGCUGCUCCUGGGUCCACUUCAGGUCUCCUGGGCUCAGAAGAGCUGCACUGGUCCACCGGCCAUCCCUGGCAUCCCAGGCAUCCCGGGGUUACCUGGCACGGAUGGCCAACCUGGGGUGCCAGGGACCAAAGGAGACACAGGACUUCCAGGGCUAGCUGGAGACCAUGGUGAGUUUGGAGAGAAAGGAGACCCAGGGAUUCCUGGGAACCCAGGAAAAGUUGGCCCCAAGGGACCCAUUGGCCCUAAAGGUGGCCCAGGCCUCCCUGGACCUCCUGGUCCCAAGGGGGAAUCAGGUGACUACAAGGCCACACAGAAAAUCGUCUUCUCUGCCCUGAGGACCAUCAACACUCAUCUGCGGCAGGGUCAGGCCAUCCGCUUCGAAAGCAUGGUCACCAAUGCCAACAACAACUACGAACCACGCAGCGGCAAGUUCACCUGCAGGGUGCCAGGGCUCUACUACUUCACCUACCACGCCAGCUCCCGUGGGAACCUGUGCGUGAACCUCAUGAGGGGCCGGGAGCCCGUGCAGAAGGUGGUGACCUUCUGUGACUACACCCAGAACACCUUCCAGGUCACCACGGGCGGCGUGGUCCUCAAGCUGGACCAAGGGGAGAUGGUCUUCCUGCAGGCCACCGACAAGGCCUCCCUGCUGGGCAUUGAGGGUGCCAAUAGCAUUUUCUCCGGAUUUCUGCUCUUCCCCGAUGUGGAGGCAUGAGAGCUGGGUCACUCUCUACCAUCUCAUCUCUCUCUCUCUCUCUCUCUCUCACACACACACACACACACACACACACAAUCACCCCUGGCCUAGCCCAAAGCACAGAGCAGAGCUCUGAGAAUGCUGAAUAAAUAAACACAUGAAUGAGUAAAUAAACUCUUCAAGACCAACGCCAAGUAUUCUAGUUC
Molecule: messenger RNA, 1084 nt
Organism: Dipodomys ordii (Ord's kangaroo rat)
Lineage: Eukaryota; Metazoa; Chordata; Mammalia; Rodentia; Heteromyidae
Gene: C1qb
Product: complement component 1, q subcomponent, B chain
Exons: 3
Coding region: 138-896 (252 amino acids)
Molecular function (GO): protein binding
Source: RefSeq, a predicted model, not a curated record